This is a messenger RNA of Candida dubliniensis CD36, 2028 nucleotides long. It is a transcript of the gene YVC1, whose product is annotated as Yvc1p. Gene Ontology annotation, molecular function: monoatomic ion channel activity. The transcript has a single exon. Gene Ontology annotation, cellular component: membrane. The record is from RefSeq and is a predicted model, not a curated record. Bases 1 to 2028 code for a protein of 675 amino acids. NCBI's taxonomy places the organism in Eukaryota, Fungi, Ascomycota, Pichiomycetes, Serinales, Debaryomycetaceae. Gene Ontology annotation, biological process: transmembrane transport; monoatomic ion transport.
AUGCCUGAACUUGAUUUGGAGGAAAACAAUCCUUUAUUACCUCCAUCACAAGUAAAUGAUGAGAAUUAUGAAGGUUCCAUUUAUGGGAAUGACGCAAGAUUUUGUCCCAACUCAAGGCAGGUUUUCAGGAUUUGUUCUAAUUUGAAAUUGUUAAUUGACAAAAUAAUCCCAAUUUGUUUCAAAGAAGAGGAAAUCACUUCUUCUAAUUCGGCCAUUUUGAGUGACCCGGUAAUUGACUUGGUGUAUCAAGCCGCAGGUGGUAAAGGUGACGGUAAGGAAGGUACUUCGUCGUACAAAUAUCGUGGAAGUUUGGUGUUUUGUUUAUUGAAAGUAUGCGAUUGGUAUUGGCAGCAGUCUGAAUACGAAUUAUCCGAUAACGAAUUGUACUCGUUACGUGCAUUGACAGCACAAACUAUUGCUGCAAUUGUCAUUGAACGUGAAAAAAGGGACAAGUAUUUGUUUUUAACUAUGUUGUGUCAUAGAUACACCAUUUGUGUUAACGGGGUGGAUGCCACCCCCGUUAGUGCCUUGGAAAUGGCUGUUGAUAUGCAUUCUACUAUUGUUAUUGGAUCUUCUGGGUAUCAAAGAUGCAUCAAGUGGUUAUGGAGAGGUUGGAUCAUCCAAUCUUCAACUGAUCCUCAUUCCUAUGUUUUAUACAAGGGAGCAGCAUCACAGUCAUUUAGAACCCAUUUUGAUCCGGCCAGAAUCAAGACUCCUUUGUAUCAAAAUAUUUUAGAAAUCUUUUUGAGUAUUAUUUACUUGACUAUUUUCACAAUUGUCGUAAAUACUCACGACACCCUCACUGGAGACAUUGAUUUUUUCGAAAUAGUGUUGUAUUUGUUCACAAUCGGAUACAUUUUGGAUGAGUUUAUCAAGUUCUAUCACGUUGGUUGGAAUUAUUUGGGAUUUUGGAAUGCCUUUAAUGACACAAUGUAUAGUAUAUUAACCGUUGCCAUGUGUUUCAGAGUCGCCAGUGUUAAUGCCCAUGGAGCUACCAGAAUUAGAUACGAUGAAAUAUCAUUCAGGGUUUUGGCAUGUGCCUCUCCGUUAAUGUGGUCGAGAUUAUUGUUAUUCUUGGACGCCUACAAAUUUGUUGGAGCCAUGAUCGUUGUUUUGAAAACCAUGAUGAAAGAAUCCAUAUUGUUCUUCUUUUUGUUAUUUGUUGUCAUUGUCGGGUUCUUGCAGGGAUUCAUUGGUUUAGAUUCAUCUGAUGGUAAAAACGAAGCCACGCAAAGAAUUUUAAUAUCAUUAGUGAAAGCUGUUAUUGGAGGCUCAUCGUUUGAAGAUAUGGGGAAUUUGGUUCCUCCGUAUGCUUCGGUUUUAUAUUAUUUUUACCAAUUCAUGUUGACGGUUAUAUUGAUGAAUAUUUUGAUUGCGUUAUAUUCAACUGCCUAUGCUGCCAUUGUUGAAAAUGCUACCGAUGAAUAUUUUGCAUUGGUUGCUCACAAAACAUUGAGAUACAUCAGAGCACCAGAUCAAAACUUGUAUGUUCCACCUUUUAACUUGCUUGAGCUUUUGAUUACUCCAAUUGGCUGGUUCGUAUCCACCAGUACAUGGAAGAACAUCAACUACUAUGUGAUGUUGAUAAUUUAUUCUCCAUUAUUGGCAUAUAUUACAUCUGACGAGUUGUCCAACGCCAGAAGAAUACAAUACAACCGAUUCAAGGGAUUGCCCGACGAUGCUAAUGAAAUUGACACCGAGUGGGACUUGACUGAUGGGUACGAUGAAGAUUCCACCGGGGAUGGUGACAAUUCUUGGGAUAGAAUUAGGGAAAGAAAUCUGGAAAUCACCGAGGAAUUAAGAAUUCAACGUGAAGGUGAAAGACAAGAUCCGGAAUUUAUGAUAAACACUCAUCAGUUUAGUGAAAAAAUUGAUAAAGUUGUCAAACCAGUUGAACAAGCAGGUAAAGCUGGUGUCAAUUGGCAGAUUUAUGAAGUCAUUGAAAAGAUUGACAAAUUGACUAAUUUGUUGGAAGUUGUUGUUGCAGAAAAUCAAGAAUUGAAAAAGAAAUUUGAAAGUAAAGCUUAG